Suillus discolor is the source of this 1711-nucleotide messenger RNA. RefSeq lists its product as uncharacterized. The record is from RefSeq and is a predicted model, not a curated record. The transcript is spliced from 11 exons. Bases 193 to 1653 code for a protein of 486 amino acids. Lineage: Eukaryota; Fungi; Basidiomycota; Agaricomycetes; Boletales; Suillaceae.
ACAGUGGUCGGUCCACAGCACCCACCAACUUGAAUUACCGCGCGCGGUUAAGUGACAAGUGUGGCUCGAUCGAUUGAUCUGAGCCACAAUUGCGUACUACUAAUAACACGCCACUGCUCAGGAAGUUCCUCUUCUUUUUUGCCCAACUUGAUUUCAAUUGGCACCACUUCAACCUCAACUCACUACAACGAUAUGACAUCCUCACUUGACCUACUCAAGGAGCUCAGGCCUGUGACUUCGACAACCACCAGACGGUAUGGCAAGUUUCUCUGGGUGGAUGCAUACCACACUACAACUGCACCUGGGUUGCGACUUCGUACCAGCACCAAAUCUAACUGGCUGUCCUUCACCCAUCCAGAAGGCCAACUAUAUUUUCAUAUGAAACGUGAUCGUUUCUCGGUUGUCACAGAGGAGAACGUAUCAAAUGUUGAAACGGACAAUUUGGUGUCCGGCUACCUGGCUUUAAUCGAAAAAAGGAUCCUCGAAUGCGGCAUCAUAUUGCCACAAGCAUGCGAACUUUUCGUCGAGCUUCGGUUUGACGAAUCACCACAAACGUCUACAUGUGCAUAUUACUUUGUGGAUCACCAUAGCCGCUGCCUCUUCUGGCUCGAGCCCACGUCAUCAGAACUGUUCGGCAUGGGCAUGGUGGUGUCUGACUCCCACUUAGAUACUGCAUUGGAAAGACUCUACUGGGUACAUGUCGAGUUUUUCCCCAUGCAUGUCUGUGCACAGAUGACGCCACUCAUCUUGGACAACUUGAUCAGUGUCAUCUGUCACGGCAUGACAGAUCGAAUGACGUCGCGCUCCUCUACAUUCCCAUAUACAGAGGAAAAGUGCGAUCAACUCCUGCGGGCGUUGUCCUUACGACGAGGCGAACCAUUAGAUGGCCAUACACUAUGUUUUGUGGCUCGUCUUUGGGGUGCAAUAAAUAAUCAGCGAUUCAUAACGUACUAUGGUCAAGAAAAUGCCCAAUUGGAUAGAUUGCAACCACCGAUGCCAGAAGACAUAGUUGAUCGCACUGGGAUUCGUGCACUGGCAAACCUGAUGUUAUGGGGAGUCCCUAACCACCACUACUCCAAGCUUCAUGACCUCUUCGUUCACGACAAUGUGUAUAUUGAUCACUGGCAGGCUUUCAUGACUGAAUGCAUCUCGGAAUGGAGAGGGUUACUUGUGUGGGCAUUUUCGGUCCUGAUUGCCAGCAUUCUCAUUUCGAUGCUGCCGCGUGCUUCGUUAUCAUCUGCUAUGGCACCAAUUCUUGCAGCAUCUUCAAGCAUCUUGUCGGGAUCGAUCCUGCUCUUGAGACACCAUGGUUUCGAGGAUGCAACUGCCUCGUUUGCUGCGAACUUCCUUCGCUCGUCAAAAUCGUCUGAUUGGGGUUUCCUGCCCUUAUCUGUUGUAUACAGCAUGCCAAAAGCGAUGUACUUAUGGAGCAUAGGACUUAUGGUUGCUCAAUUAGUAUUCUGGACUUUCCGCGUAGUUGGCGUCUUUUGGGCAUCAGGUGGCGCUGGCUUUCUAGCACUAAUGGGCUAUGGCAUCCUCCAUUUCACAUCUUUGGAGGAUGAUCAUACCGAUUCCUUGGCCACCAUGCUGCGCAGCCAUUGGCAAACAUUCCAAAGCGAUUCUGUGGCAGUUACCGAACCUUUGACAGUAUGAGUCCAAUAUCAAUCUUCUUUUUUUCAACGGUAUGUGUUCGCAAGGCUGUACUUCUGGC